AUGGAACCCGCCACGAUACCUAUCGCCAUUGUUGGCAUGAGCUGCCGCUUCUCUGGCGGAGCUGAUAGCCCGGAGAAACUUUGGGAACUACUUGCAGAGGGACGCAAUACCUGGACCAAGGUCCCUGAAUCCCGCUAUAAUCAGACCGCAUUUUACCACCCUGAGGGCACGAGAGCAGGCGUCUCUAACGCUCAGGGCGCUCACUUCCUCGAGCGGGAUGUCUCCCACUUUGACGCACCGUUUUUCAGCUUCCCUGCUGAGGUAGCAGAGUCCAUGGAUCCACAGCUGCGCAUGCAGCUCGAAGGCGUUUAUGAGGCUUUGGAAAGCGCCGGCAUUCCUAUGGAACAAUUUGCGGGGAGUAAGGCGUCGGUCUUUGCAGGGGCGUCCUUCCGGGACUACCACGACACGCUGAUGCGUGACCCUGACUUCCUCCCACGGUACUUCCUCACCGGCAACGGCGCCGCCAUGGGUGCCAAUCGGAUAUCCCACUUCUACGAUUUACGUGGUCCCAGCAUGACGGUGGAUACAGGCUGCUCGACAACCCUGACGGCGCUGCAUCUGGCGUGUCAGAGUCUUCGGGCAGGGGAUUCCACAACCUCAGUGGUCACGGGCUCCAACAUCAUGCUCAACCCAGACAUGUUUGAGACAUUGGCGAGCGUCGGGUUUCUGGGCUCCACGGGAAAAUCCUUCGCCUUUGACGACCGCGCACAGGGGUACGGCCGCGGAGACGGUGUUGCCACCAUAAUCAUCAAACCCCUGUCGGAUGCCGUGAGGGACGGCGAUCCCAUUCGGGCGGUCAUCAGGCAGACGGCGCUGAACCAGGACGGCCACACGCCGACUCUGACGUCGCCCAGCAAGGAGGCCCAGGAGGAACUCGUCCGCUCGUGCUACCGGUCUGCCGGCCUCGACCCCCUCGACACGACCUACGUGGAGGCUCACGGGACGGGCACCAAGGUUGGCGAUCCCAUCGAGGCGGAGGCGCUCAGUUGCGCGCUGAACAGGGACAGGCCGGUCGAUGAGCCCUUGCUGAUCGGCUCGAUCAAAUCUAACAUCGGCCACGCGGAAACUGCGAGUGGGCUGGCAAGCAUCAUCAAGGUGAGCCUGGCGCUCGAGAAGGGGAUCAUACCGCCUAAUGCGGACUUCCGCACACCGAAUCCCGCGAUCCCAGUCAGGGACUGGAAAAUCAAGAUCCCAACCUCGUUGACGCCCUGGCCCGGCACUAGCCAGUACCGAAGAGCCUCAAUAAACAAUUUCGGCUAUGGAGGAUCUAAUGCUCACGUAAUCUUGGAGGCAUACUCGUCGACCAGCCUUUCCGUCAAAGCUUAUUCCAACGGUUGCAAGGGGAGUGAUGUCAACGGCCGCGUCAAUGGCCACGCCAAUGGCCACACCAACGGCUCCACCAACGGCCACCAUGCCGAUGUGCCGCUGCCAAGAGUCUUGGUUCUCAGUGCCAAGGAUGAGAGGGGCACUCGUAGAAUGAUGGAGGACCUCGCGGGGUACCUGGAGAAGAAGCAGGUGAAAGAUGACGAAGAGCUUCUGAGAGAUGUGGCGUUCACUUUGGGCCAACGGCGUUCCCGGUUUCCAUGGACAGCCGCGGUUCCAGCCGCGAGCAAGUCUCAACUCAUACAGUCACUUCAGGAUGGCCUGGCCACUGUUUCCAGAUCAUCCAAACAACCUAGGUUGGGAUUUGUCUUUACGGGACAGGGGGCACAAUGGCACGCUAUGGGCAGGGAGCUGAUCGAGGCGUAUCCUGUGUUCAAAGAUGCUCUGCUCGAGGCAGAAAGGCACAUCCGCAGCUUUGGUGCAAGUUGGAAUCUUCUCGAGGAGCUUAUGCGGGACGAGAAGACCACCAUGGUCAAUGUCGUGACGCACAGCUUGACCAUCUGCACGGCACUUCAGCUUGCGCUGGUGCGGCUACUGCGUUCAUGGAAUAUUAAGCCAGCAGCAGUUACCAGCCAUUCCAGUGGAGAAGUUGCUUCAGCAUACGCUGCUGGUGCCCUGGACUUCAGAUCUGCUCUCGCCAUCUGUUACCUACGAGGCACCAUGGCGACUGAUUUCAAGUCCCGUGCUGGUGGCAUGCUCGCAGCUGGUCUGGGGCGUGCCGAAGCAGAAGAGUACAUUGCCAAGGUCACAUCGGGCACCAUCGUUGUUGCAUGUGUCAAUAGUCCAAGUAGCGUGACGAUAUCCGGAGAUGUAGAGGCACUCGAGGAGAUCGAAGCCCUCCUCGUGGCUGACAAGGUGUUCGCGCGUCGUCUGACCGUCCAAGCGGCCUACCACUCGCCCCAGAUGCAGCCAUUUGCCAAGGAUUAUCGUGCUGCCCUGGCUGAGGUCCUGCACCAGGCAGGCGAAUUCGAGGACGUUCUGUACUCUUCUCCGGUCACGGGAGGCGUGGUACAAGAUGCCUCUGAGAUUGCCCGCCCCGAGCACUGGGUCAAGAACAUGGUGCAGCCGGUUCUGUUCACUGAUUCCCUGACCAACAUGUGUCAGGUCAACGGAAGUCAAAACAUUGACACCAUCAUUGAAAUUGGCCCUCACAGUGCCUUGCGAGGUCCCAUGCGCCAAACUUGGUCAGAGCCGGAAUUCAAGGGCAUGCAGUUCUCGUACACGUCGUGCUUGGUCCGCAAGCAGGACGCUGUUCAGACAAUCCAAGCUUUGGUCUGUACGUUGAUCAAUCAAGGCUACCCAGUUGACUUGGGGUCUGUCAAUUUCCCCACGUCUCGGCAUGGGCUGCGAGUUCUCACCGACCUCCCAUCAUACCCUUGGAACCAUGGCCAGCGUUAUUGGGUCGAACCUCGAGUCAACAAAGAGCGGAGGCUUCGUGUCGAGGGACCGCGAGGCGUCCUUGGUGUUCCUGCCGUGAGUUACGAUCCAUCCACCUCGACGUGGAGAAGUGUGAUCCGCUCAUCGGAAUUCUCUUGGCUGCAAGAUCACAAAAUCCAGUCAGAUAUGGUAUUCCCAGGCGCUGGGUACAUUACAAUGGCUAUUGAAGCCAUUAUGCAGACCAGGCGCUCGACUGAGGCAGCUGUCACUGGUUACAAGCUGAAAAAUGUCGAAAUUCUGAAGGCUCUUGUGGUCCCUGACACACUCGAUGGAGUAGAGAUAUCCUUAUCUCUUAGAGCCUUGAGCGACCGAGCACUAUCUGCGAAAGAAUGGCGUGAAUUUACGGUAUCUUCUACCUCUGACGAAGGUGCUGUGACAAUUCACUGCACAGGCUUGGUAGCAAUCGCAGAAGGGUCAUCCAACGGUAGCUCCAUUUCGAAUGGAUCUAACAACUACGAGACAGAUUCAGGUUUGUAUCCCUGUGAUCUUAAGCUGAUGGAGUUAUAUAAGUCUCUCCAAAGUGGUGGAAUAAACCACGGUCCUUCUUUCCAGAAAUUAGUUUCCGUUUCCUCAGGGGAAGGCUGCUCCCGAAGCACUUUUGAAACACAUGGCAGCUCCCCAUACGAGUACAGCUACCUGAUACAUCCCAUCACUCUGGAUGUAGUCAUUCAGUCUGUGUACGGUUGCCUUAUGGGACCUGAUAGGCGUAUGACGAGUGGAAUGGUUCCUCGGUCCAUUGAGUCAAUGUUCAUAUCUUCUGAGAUUAGUGGCAUGCCUGGGCAUAUGUUCAACACCACUUCAAAGCUGACUUGGCUGAAUGCCCAAGGUUUUGAGUCCUCCAUUGCAGUGGUGGAUCAAGGUCAACCCUCUUCGAAUCGUCUUGAAAUCAAUGGCCUUUUCUGCCAGAACCUUGGAGGUGCCCUUCAAACAGCUGAUUCUGAGAGUGCGGAGCCAUACUUUCGUGUCGAGUGGGCACCGGACCUAGACCUGGCGCGCCCAGAAGAUUUGAGAAUUCCCAAACAGGUCUCACAGAAGGUGACUGACAACGCAAUCUUCGAAGAGAUUAGAAAUGCUUGCUAUCAUUUUGCGCAAAACGCCCUGCAAUCCUCUAAGAAGGUAGAGUGCGACCAAGACUCUCAGCAGGGGCGUUUUUAUUCGCGACUGGAGACGCUGGCUCAGUCAGCUAAAGCAGGUGGCUGGACCCCAAACACACCAGAAGAGCAAGAGUCUCUCAUCAAACGGGUUAGCGAAUCGAGCGCCGCUGGAAAACUCAUCUGUCGCAUUGGCUCAGAGCUUGUCCCGAUCCUGCAUAACGAAGUGAAUACACUUGACUUGGUACAGAAAGAUGGGUUGCUAUCCCAGUACGAUGAGGAAUGUCUCAGACUUCCAGAUUCAUACGAGCAAGUCAAACACCUUCUACGCCUCUACUCUCAUAAAAACCCUCGAGCGAGUGUCCUACAGGUCGGCGCUAAGGCAAAUCGAUACACUGAAAUAGUGCUGGAGGCGCUCGGGGCUGGUUUGGAUGAUGGAGCGGCGGCUCGUUUCGCGCAGUACACAUUCACAGCCUCCUCACCAGAGUUAUUGCAAUUGGUUAAGGAGAGGUUCGAGGCAAUGUGUUUCCAAGAGCUUGAUAUUGAUGAAGAUCCCACAACGCAAUCCUUUGAGCAGGGCUCGUUAGAUCUUAUCGUCGCAUGCGAAGCACUCUUCAAGGCAAAAUCAGUAUCAGAAACGCUCAAGAAUCUGAAGAAACUCCUCAAGCCUGGGGGAAGGAUUUUGUUAGUUGAGCCUACGCAGGAUGAGCUGGCCUUGACCUUUGCCUUCGGUCUCCUUCCGGAAUGGUCUGGGCGAUCUUACCGUCAUGAUGACUGGAACUCCUUGCUUCGCGAGAGUGGAUUUCAUCUUGAGUUCGAUGUCUGUGAUGAGGACAACGGGGAUGUCUACGCUCUCAGCACGAUGUUUGCCAUUGCAAAAGAGAAUGAUGAAGCACUUAUAGGAAAAUAUCCCCCGAUCACAAUUCUCUAUGAUAGCCCUCCGCCCGAAAGCUGGACCAAGACGAUGAACCAAACACUCUUCAACCUUACGGGAGAAAUGCCGCAGGUUUCUCACUACAGAGACGCGCUGAUAGACGACAGACUAUGCAUCUUCGUCGCUGAAAUGAUACGACCAUUCCUGCUGAAUCCCACAACUGAAGAAUUUAACCUUGUGAAGUCGCUCUUCAACCAAUCUCAGGGAGUUCUUUGGAUUUCUCGUGGAGGUGCCAUGGAUUGCGUGGAUCCCAACUUCAGUCUGAGCGCCGGCCUAUUCCGUACAUUGAGAGCCGAGUCUACCAACAAGAGAUUCGUCACCUUAGAUCUGGACUAUAACAAGCCGGUGUGGGAUGUGAGCACCACUCAGGUGAUAUCAGCGGUGACUCAGAACACAUUCAACCUCGUACGAUCCUCCGAAUCAAUCCCCGAUUUUGAGUAUGUAGAGCGUGAUGGCAUCAUUUCUCUACCAAGACUUUUCCCUGCGCCUUCCGCCUACCAGACUGCCGCCGGGCUCGCUGACAAGCAGUACGAAAUGCAGCCCUUCUUCCAAAAUGACCGCGAGCUUCGGUUGUGCGUAGGGACUACCGGCCUUUUGGAUACACUUUCCUUCGCCAUCCAGAAUACCGAGACCCCUCUGCCGGACACCGACGUGGAAAUUCGACCCCAGGCAUUUGGACUCAACUUUCGAGAUAUCAUGGUAGCUUUGGGUCAACUUCAAACAGAUAUCAUGGGCUACGAAUGUAGCGGUGUAGUAACACGGGUCGGCGCUGCCGUUCCAUCAUCCGAACUCAAGGUCGGUGAUAGGAUCUGCGCUUUCACGCAGGGGUACUAUUCGAACGUGGUACGCGUGGACUGGACAAGAGUCCACAGAAUUCCCGAUAACAUGCCAUUUGAAGUCGCGGCUUCGGUACCCAUGGCGUUUGCUACAGGAUACUAUGCUCUCUACACCCUGGCAAACUUGCAGAAGGGCGAACGUGUCUUGAUUCAUUCUGCAGCUGGAGGCGUCGGCCAAGCUGCCGUGAUGAUGGCCCAGCACAUUGGUGCUGAGGUCUUUGUCUCGGUAGGCUCAAAGGAGAAGAGGGAAUUCGUGCAAGAAACCUACGGCGUCCUUCCUGAUCAUAUUGUGUCUAGCAGGGAUCCCUCCUUUGCUCAAGAUAUUCUCGCCAAGACAGGAGGUCAGGGUGUUGACGUUGUUCUGAAUUCAUUGGGUGGCGAACUUCUCCAGUCGAGUUUCAACUGCCUGGCUAUGUUUGGCCGCUUUGUUGAGAUUGGUAAAAAAGACUUCGAGCAGAACCGACUCCUCGAGAUGGAGACAUUCAAGAAGAACGUUUCCUUCUCAAGUAUUGAUUUGGUCCUACUUGGAAAAUACAGGGGACCGGUUUAUCGCAAUAUUCUGGCUAAUGCCAUGAAGAUGCUUGAAGCCGAAAUUCUUCGGCCCGUAUCUCCCAUUCAGACAUAUCCGAUCUCGGAUUUAGAAAACGCCUUCCGCUUGAUGCAGGCAGGUAAACACAUGGGAAAAAUUGUCAUAGUUCCGGGUCAAGAUGAUCUAGUUAUACCUCAGGAAUGGUCACUUCGUCUGGAUUCCAACAAGACAUACCUCCUAGCUGGUGGCUUGGGAGGUAUUGGAAAGUCAAUCUGCAAAUGGAUGGUAGACCGUGGUGCGAGAAACUUCAUCUUACUCACACGCAGUCAGACUACAUGUGAAAAGGCUGCACCAUUCCUUGACGAGCUCCGAGCAUCUGGCUGCCUUGCUAUUGCAAAAAGUUGUGAUUUCUCUAGCAAAGAAGAUCUCAAGGCGGCGGUGCAUGCUUGUCAAGAUUCUCUGCCUCCUAUACAAGGAGUGAUUAACUGUGCCAUGGCUCUUCGGGAUUCUAUCUUUGACUUGAUGACUUCUGAGGGUUACGUCACUGCAAUCAGUCCAAAGGUUCAGGGAUCAUGGAACUUGCACGAGAUCUUUUCGUCCACUCAACUUGAUUUCUUCAUCAUGCUAUCUUCCCUUGUCGGCGUAGCUGGCAACGUGAGUCAGGCAAACUAUUCUGCGGGCGGAAGCUUCCAGGAUGCCAUUGCUCGGUAUAGAAACGCUCGGGGACUACCUGCUGUGACCCUCGAUCUGGGCAUGGUUAGUUCUAUAGGAUACGUGUCAGAGAACGAGGCCAUAGGUACACGUUUGGCCCGUUUUGGCUUCAAGCCCUUGGAUGAGGGUGAAGUGCUGCGUCUCGUUGAAUCUGCCAUGAUUCACCCUCAUCGCCAGGUCGAUGAUUCUCACAUCGUUACAGGUCUCAUUACUGAUCUGAGCACGGUAGACCCAUCGGAUGCCUACUGGACCAAAGACCGUCGUUUCGCUGCUGUUACUCGUGCCGAUGGGCUACAGGGCAAUGGGAAGACCACCUCGGCAGACUUGAAGAGCCAACUAGCAAGUGCAUCUUCAACUGAUGAAGCCGUUGUCCUCCUCAGCACUUCGAUUGCGGAGAAAAUGUCCAAAAUGUUUUUGAUUCCGGCCGAGGACAUUAGUUCAGAUCAGUCGUUGACGCACUACGGCGUGGAUUCUUUGGUGGCUGUUGAGUUGCGUAACUGGCUUGCGUCAAACACUGGGAUGGAUCUCUCCAUUUUUGACAUUAUGCAGAGCACAUCUAUUAAAGGACUAGCUGUUCGAAUUAUAGAAAAGCGUAGUAGAGACUGA
Clonostachys solani is the source of this 7527-nucleotide messenger RNA. The record is from the annotation of a GenBank genome assembly. Lineage: Eukaryota; Fungi; Ascomycota; Sordariomycetes; Hypocreales; Bionectriaceae.